AUGCGCUUCUUGGCUCUGGUUGUCGGUGGCCUGGCUGCCUUUGCCGCCGCGGCCCCCGUCGUCGUCACUCGUACGACGUACAAAGUCGUCACCGUCCAUGGACACCAGUCCACCAGAGCUCCUAGCUACGCGGUCCAUCAUGUCGUUACCGCCACCAGGAAGGUUGCCACUGUCACUGCGUCUGCCGUAGUUGUCACUGGUCCCGCCAAGGUCAUCACUGUCAGCGCUGCAGCUCCUGCCGCCGCCAGUCACAACUCCCACUUCCACCGCGUCUCGUCUGCCGUCGCCCACAAGCCUGCCUCAACUACCAAGAUGGUCCAUGCUCCUGUCUCGUCCAGUGCCAACUACGGCUCCGACGACGACGACGGCGUUGGUAGUGACUGCGAGUCUCUUCAUGAGGAUGACCCCCAGCUUUGCCAAGACUCACUGGACGCUCACAACCGUCAUCGCCGCAACCACACCGUUCCCGACAUGAAGUGGUCCAAGGAUUUGUUCGAAAGCGCCAGCUUCGUCGCGUCGCAGUGCAACUUCAGCCACUUGAUGGACUACAACGGUGGAGGCUAUGGCCAGAACCUUGAGAUUGGCAGUCCGAGGGGUGAGAUCCAGCAUGCCAUCACCAACGGCUGGUACAACUCGGAGGUUGGAUUUUGGCCCGAUAGUUACUACGGCCAACCGACCCCUCCCGACAUGAUCGACCCUUCCAGCACGACUUGGGAGCGCUACGGCCACUUCACCCAGGUCAUCUGGGCCGCCUCGGACCAAGUCGGAUGCGCACAGGCUGAAUGCCAAAGGCUCGGAUGCGGCUCAGGUUCGAACGAAUGCCAUGACGGCUACCUGCCUGACGGUAAAUAUGGCCGUUACUUGACCGUCUGCAACUACAAGAGUGUUGGCAAUGUCAAGGGUGAAUUCGACAAGAAUGUCAUUCGUCCUCCGGUCGAUGAGCCGACCUACGUCGCGCCCUAA
Diplodia corticola is the source of this 963-nucleotide messenger RNA. Its product is annotated as pr-1-like protein. Bases 1 to 963 code for a protein of 320 amino acids. NCBI's taxonomy places the organism in Eukaryota, Fungi, Ascomycota, Dothideomycetes, Botryosphaeriales, Botryosphaeriaceae. Gene Ontology annotation, cellular component: extracellular region. The transcript has 3 exons. The record is from RefSeq and is a predicted model, not a curated record.